This is a messenger RNA of Papaver somniferum (opium poppy), 1814 nucleotides long. Its product is annotated as cytochrome P450 89A2-like. Gene Ontology annotation, molecular function: heme binding; oxidoreductase activity, acting on paired donors, with incorporation or reduction of molecular oxygen, NAD(P)H as one donor, and incorporation of one atom of oxygen; iron ion binding. The transcript has a single exon. The coding region runs from base 99 to 1625 and encodes 508 amino acids. Gene Ontology annotation, cellular component: membrane. The record is from RefSeq and is a predicted model, not a curated record. NCBI's taxonomy places the organism in Eukaryota, Viridiplantae, Streptophyta, Magnoliopsida, Ranunculales, Papaveraceae.
CCAGUGUGUAAGACGCAUGAUCAACUUCUUCCUCAUCCUCACCUUUUUAAAUACAGUGACAACUGAAACCAUCACACAUAUUAAUUCCCAUCUCUAAAAUGGAAUCUCUAUGGUUCAUAAUAAUCGUAAUCACACUCUCCUUAUGUGCAAGUCUAUUUAAUCUUCUUCAUAAAACUCCCAAUAGAUUACCACCUGGUCCUGUUUCAAUCCCCUUUGUAACAAGUUUCCAAUGGCUUAGGAAACCACGCGAAGCUUUAGAACCAACUCUCAGAAGUCUCAAAGAAAAAUAUGGACCAAUCAUAACUUUAUCAAUUGGUCAUCAGAAAUCAAUUUUCAUUACAAACUCAAGUUUAGCUCAUCAAGCCUUGAUUCAACAUGGAGCAAUUUUUGGUGACCGUCCACCAGCAUCAGAGACAACCAAAAUUGCUUCAAGUAAUCAACAUACUAUAAAUGAUGCUUCUUAUGGUCCAUUAUGGAGAUUACUUCGGAAAAAUCUUAUGCUUCAGAUUCAUCAUCCAUCAAAGAUCAAAUCAUUUUCACCGGCUCGAAAAUGGGUAUUGAAUAUAAUCAAGUCAAGUAUUAAAAAAGAAUCUAAUUCAGGGAAAAACCCUGUUCUUGUGGUUGAUCAUCUUCAAUUUGGUAUGUUUUGUUUACUUGUUUUUAUGUGUUUUGGAGAAAAACUUGAUGACGAAAAAAUUAGACAAGUUGAAUAUGUGCAGAGAAAUUUCUUAUUGGGGUUUACUACAUCUGAGAUUCUAAACUUUAUUCCAAAAUUAGGAAAAAUUAUUUUCAAGAAAAAAUGGGGAGAUUUUUCUAAGUUGAGAAGUGAUCAAGAAGAGGUACUAAUUCCUUUAAUUAGAUCAAGACAAGAACAAAUGAAGACAAGUACUGGUGAAAUUCAUGAUGAGAAAUCUUCCUUAGGGUUCUGGUAUGUUGAUUCAUUAUUGAAUCUUGAAUUACCUGAUGAAGGUGGAAGAAAACUGACUGAAAGUGAAAUAGUCAGUUUGUGUUCGGAGUUUUUUGAUGCAGGUACUGAUACUACAUCAACAGCUUUACAAUGGAUUCUGGCUAAUUUAGUGAAGUACCAAGAUAUUCAAUCCAAACUAUAUGAUGAAAUCAGAAAAAUAUCUCAUGAUUGUGAUGAUGAUGAGAUACAAGAAGAAGAUUUGAAGAAACUGCCAUAUUUGAAAGCUGUAAUUCUCGAGGGACUAAGAAGACAUCCACCUGGCCAUUUUGUUCUAAAUCAUGCAGUUACUCAAGAUGUAGGGUUAGAUGGAUAUGUUGUACCAAAAGAAGCUAUGGUGAAUUUCAUGGUAGCAGAAAUUGGGUGGGACCCAAGAAUAUGGGGGGAAGAUUCAAUGAUUUUUAAACCUGAGAGAUUUUUGAAUGAAGAUGAUGGUAGUUUGAAUGAAGAAAUGUCAGAUGUAACAGGUAAUAAAGCGAUUAAGAUGAUACCAUUUGGAGCUGGUAGAAGAAUGUGUCCUGCUUCUGGUUUGGCAGUGCUUCAUCUCGAGUGUUUUGUUGCUAAUCUCAUCAAGGAAUUCAAGUGGACAUCUAAAGCAGGAGAUGAUAUAGAUUUGACGGAGAAAAGAGAGUUUACAACGGUCAUGAAGAAUCCAUUGUGAGCUCAUAUUUCUCCUAAGGCAACAAGAUUAGCCUUCAUGACCAAGUACACUCACAGGACGCAUUGCACUGAGGUUCGUUGUUGCAUAUCCGGUGGAAAUAUCCGUUGAUAACCUAAUUAAUAAAUCUGAUUUCAUAUCGAUCAUUAAAGUUGUAGUAAUUUAUUAUUACUAUUUGAUUGAAAAUUUGGU